AUGGUGUUUUAUGAUGAUGAUAUGGAUUAUGAAGAGGAGGAACCUUGCAGUGAGACAAGCAUUCUUGGUGCAAAUAAUGAAGAUUACACUGUUGGGUUGAAUAUUCAUGUUAGGGAGCCAACACCUGAAGAUUCUACUGCCAUGAUUUUACUUGGAUCAAAGGCAACUUCUGUCAAGAAGGAUGAGGAUCAAAAGAGUGGUGCAAGUGUUGAAUCUCUUGGUGAUGAAUUGACAGAGAAAUUAUUGGCCAGAUUGCCACAAAUUCAAAAAUCAACAUCAGAAGAAGGUGACUUUUUCAUGAGAGAAAAAACCCUCAAACCUCCAAGAAGUGCUGAUGUUAAUGAAAUUCCAUUCCCACCAGAAGAGAAAUUGGAAAAACCAGAACAAGUGAGAAAGGAAGAAGAAGCAUUGUUGGGAUCAAGUUUGGCAGUGGUGAGAUAUUUGCCAGAAGGUCCAGUUGAUCGAUCAGUGCCACAUAUUUCCAUCACAUUCUCUCAGCCAAUGGUUGCUGUGUCUGGUGUUGAAGAUGUUCAUGAUCAAGAUUUUUCUUUUGUAAAAAUUGAACCAUUCCCAAAGAAUGGUGGUAGAUUUAGAUGGAUGGGUGCAAAGACUUUAUUCUUUGAACCAAAUUAUAGAUUUGACAUGUCUACGGAAUACACAGUCACUAUUGAUUGUGAAAAAACCAAGUCUAGUGUUGGAGGAGUAUUGGAUAAGAAUGUUUCCUUUAAAUUUGAAACACCUAGAUUGACAAUGCUCAACUAUCUUCCAAAUAGUUACCAUGCAGUUCCAAUUAACGAAUUUCCAUUUGUUUAUAUGGAGUUUGAUCAAGAUAUUGAUCCAAACCAAAUCUUUUCUAGUGUAAAUAUACCUGGAUACUCUUGCAAGCUGGUUCAAAAUGAUGGCCGUACUUCAGUUGUAAAGAGUUAUAUUGAAGGAAAGCUUAAAGAAUCUUCAUUGGAAAAGAGAUCAUCCUCAUUGUACAAUUCUGUAAAUUACAAAUUGGAAAAUUCUGCUCCAAAUAGACAUGUUUGGAUUGAAAUUGAUGUAGCAAGUAGGAGAGUAGCCCUGUCAGAAACCCUCGCUAUAACAUUAUUGCAAGGAGCCAGAUCUAUUGAAGGUCCUUUGAGAACAGAAAAAGAUAUUUCCUUCACAGCUACAAACUAUCCAGAAUUCAAAGUUACUUCCCAUACUGGUGGAAAGCUUCCAUUGGAACCAUUCUCUUUCACAUUUAGUAAUAAUAUUGAUAUUGAAUUAUUAAAUGAGGAACAUAUAAGUAUUCAACCACCUAUUGAAAGAUUACGUAUUAAUCCAUCUGGAAAUUACUUGACAAUAUCUGGUAAUAUUAAGGGACGUACCACAUACCAAGUUCAACUCUCUGGUCAAAUAACAGAUGUUUGGGGACAAAAACUUGCAGGAGAAAAUAACUUUACUUUCCAAGUUGGACCAGCAGCUCAAUCUUUACAAGCCUACAAGACCGGAAUGAUGGUUAUUGAUCCUACUGUCAAUACUAAACCAUCCUUCUCCGUAUUCAGUGUAAAUCUUGAAGCUAUCCAUGUCCAAGUUUAUCAAGUUAAACCAGGUGAUUAUUCAAACAAUGUUUUCUACUAUGAUGCUUAUUCCAAUGCAACAUUAUCUCUUUCUGGAAAAAAAGUUCUUGACACUAUGGUAAAUACCAAUGGUCAACCAGAUGAACCAGUUGAUACAGAAAUUGACUUGACCCAAUACUUACAACAUCCAAAUGACAUGUUAGGUCAACUUUUGGUUGCAGUUGAACCAUCCAAAACACAUUGGAAAGAUAAUUGGAAAUACAGACCAGUUUACAUUUCCUGGAUUCAGGUGACAAAGAUGGCAAUGGAUGGCUUUUUCGAUACACGAACAGGUAAUGUUUACUGUUGGGCCAAUUCUUUAAUUGAUGGAACUGUCAUCAAAUCUGAUGUUAGUUUCAAACAAAAGAAAUUCCUUCCAUCAUUUAGCACAAAACCAGACUCUGAAACAGGAAUUGCUGUUCUUAGUCACACCUCAAACGGAAGUGAAUAUACACUGAUUGGAUCUUAUUUGAAUGAUACCUGCUUUAUUCCAGAUUUAUACCUUUAUCACUACAGAAUUGAUGAUAGAUUAGCAUAUAAUAUUUUCAACGAUAGAGGACUCUAUAAACCUGGAGAAGAGAUUUUCAUCAAGGGUAUUUGUAGAGAACUCAAGGUUGAAAAGUACGGAUCAAGAACUAUUCCAACUCUACCAAAAAAGGGAACUUAUGAAUACAUUGUUAAAGAUUCUAGAGGUGCAAAAUAUCACACUGGAAAAUACACCAUCUCAGAACAUGGUUCCUUUGAUAUUAAGUUUUCAAUUCCAGACAAUGUUAACUUGGGCUCUCAUUCCAUUGAGUUCAACGGUAGGACAAUGCAUACAAACUUUAAUGUACAAGAGUUCCGUACUCCAGAAUUUACAGUCUCAACAUCUGUCCCACCAUGCAGAUAUAUUGUUAAUAACUUAACAAUUCUCAAGACCCAAGCAGCAUACUACUCAGGUGGAGGUCUCUCUGGUUCAAAGUGUUCCUAUGUUAUCAAACAAUCAAAGACAAGUUAUACCCCACCAAACUUUUCUGGUUUCAACUUCUCCACUUACAUCUCAAAUCCAUUUUAUCGUUAUUGGUGUUAUGAUACUUAUGGAAGUGAAAAUUACAAACCAGUUACAUUUGAAGGUGUUUGUAAUUCUGAUGGUGAACAUGAAAUUGCAAUCCUCUUCGAUGAAACCGAAAGACAAGAGAAAUCUCCAAUGAACAUUACUGUUGAAACAUCGGUUCAAGAUAUUAAUCGUCAAACUAUUAAUGAUUCCACUACAUUUACUGUUCACCCUUGCAAAUAUUAUUGUGGAAUGAAGAUUGAAAAGAUGUUUGUUAAACCAAAUGUUCAAACCAAUUUAUUCAUGGUUACCACUGAUCUUGAAGGUAAUACUAUUCCUGGUAUUGAUAUGGAACUGGUUGCUACAACAACCGUUGAAAAGAAGAAGGGGUUCAGUGUUGUUCAUGAAUCUGUUGAAGUUUUCAAGAAGGUAUUCAAGUCUGAAUCUGAACCAGUCAAAUAUCCUAUUAGUUUCGAUAAGGGUGGUAACUACAAGUUCACAUUGAGAAUUAAGGAUACAGAAACCGGUUUAACUAACUCUUCAAAUAACUCCCUAUACGUAACUGGUGGUAAAUCAAAGAAGGAUGUUGUUGGUUCAAGACUUUCAAAGCAACAAGCCCUCUUGGUUGCAGACAAAGGAAUGUAUGAAAUUGGAGAAGAAGCCAAAAUUUUGAUUCAAUCUCCAUUCGACGGUAAGGCUAAUGGUGUUGUUACUGUUUGCCUCAAUUCUGUAAUCGAUAAUAUUCCAAUCACCAUUGAUCCAGAAGUUGGAUCAACUGAAUUCACUCUCAAAAUUACCAAAGAACACAUUCCAAAUGUAACAGUUAGUGUAAUGCUCCAAGGUAGUGAAUCAAGAAGUGAUUCUCUUGGAUUACCUCUCGACCUCCCAAAACAACCUGCGUACGCAAAUGGAACUUGUUAUAUUGGUGUCUCAUCCAAAGUGCAUCAACUCGAUGUAUUGGUCACUCCAGAGAAGCAAUUUGUUACUCCAGGUGUUGAGACCUUUGUUGAUGUUUUGGUAACUGACAAGGAAAACUCUAAACCACAAGCUGGAAGUGAGGUUUGUCUCGUUGCUGUUGAUGAAGCUGUUCUUUCAUUGACUGGCUAUAGAAUAUCUAAUCCUUUGAGCACAUUCAUAGUUGGUACUGGCCAAAGCUUCUCAGAGUUCUCAUUGAGAGACCACGUAUUUGUCAAGAGUUUUGAUAAUAUCAACAUUCAAUCUCCUCCUGAAGAUAGUUCUGAUGAGGAAGAAUGUGAUGAUGAUGAAUGUGAAUGUUGCAAGUGUGAAGGAUGUUUAUGUCGUUCCUGUUGUUGUUAUGAUGAUUGUGAUUGCCAAGAAGAAGUGCAAGAAAGGAAAAGUUGUAAGAAAUCCAAAAAGAGAUGUGAGGAAAAAGAGUGCGAAGAAUGUAAUGACGAUGCUGGUGGAUGUGAAGGAGGUGAGGAAGUUGGAUCUGCCAUUGUUGUCAGAAAGAAUUUCAAUCCAGUUGCUGUCUUUAGUCCAGUAUGUGUAACAGAUGCUCAAGGCAAGGCCAGAGUGCCAUUCAAAUUACCUGACAAUUUGACGAGAUACAGAAUUACAGCUGUUUCUACCAAACUAGAUAGUUUGUACGGCUUGGGAGAAUCUUCAAUUGUUGCACAAUUGCCACUAGCAAUUAGACCUUCCCUUCCAAGAUUUUUGAACUUUGGUGAUAAGGCAGAAUUUGCUUGUGUUUUACAAAAUCAAACCCUUAUUGAUUUGAAUGUUCAUAUUGCUGUUGCCUAUGAUGGACUCGAAUUGUUGGAUCCAUCCAAGAGAGGUUUGAAUGUUAAAAUCCCUGCUCUUAAGAGAGCUGAAUUGAGAUUCCCAAUGCAAGCAACCAAGGUUGGUAUUUCUAAAUUCCAAGUUGCUGUUUCUGUUUCCGAAUUGAUCAACUUUUCUGAUGCUGUUGAAAAGGAACUCAGAGUAUUCACACCAGCAACCACAGAAGCAUUUGCUCAUUAUGGUGAAUUGGAUGGUGAUUGCACUACAUUCCAACCAGUUAAGGCUCCAGAAAAUAUCUAUCCUCAAUUUGGUGGCUUACAAAUCACUACCAGUAGUACAGCAUUGUCUGCCUUGACUGAUGCCUUCCUUUAUGUUUACAACUAUUCCUUUGAAUGUUGUGAACAAUUGUCAAGUAAGAUUUUAUCAAUUGUUGCUCUCAAGGAUGUACUUCAAGCAUUCAAGGUCAAGGAUAUUCCAAGCUCAAUUAUGCUUAACUCUACUGUACAAUUAUCGUUGGGUAUUUUGAAUGGAAGACAAUUUCCAAAUGGUGGAUUCGGAUGGUGGACUUACAGAAGUGAUUAUUCAGUCAGUCCUUACCUUUCUUGCCACGUAGGUCAUGCCUUUGCUAGAGCCAAGAUUGCAGGUUAUUCUCUCAAUAAUAAUGUUGUUUCCAAACUCACUAAUUUCCUCUGUGAUAUUGAGAAUUAUAUUCGUGAUACAUAUUACUCUCCUUCAUCAAAAUAUGCCAUUAGAUCAUAUGCUUAUUAUGUUGCCGCCCUAUUGGGAGAUUCAAGAGCCAAACAAAAAGCUGACCAAUUAUAUUCAGAAUGUGGAUUGAAGGAUACUUGUCUUGAAACUUUGUCUUGGACUGCUUCAGCAAUGUUCUUUGCCAAUGGAAAGGAAGCCACAACAAAAUCGACUGAAAUUGUGAAUUAUAUUUUAAUGAGAGUCAAUGAAACUGCUCAAACAGCCAACUUUGUUACAAGCUAUGGAGAUGAGCAAAGCAGCAAGCUUAUCAUGUUGCACAGUGAUAGAAGAACUGAUGGAAUUUGUUUGGAAAUGCUCAUUCAUAUGGUACCACAAAAUAAUCUCAUUCCAAAGGUUGUCAAGGGACUUUUAGCUCAUAAGAAGAAGGGAAGAUGGGGCAAUACUCAAGAAAAUGUUUUCAUCCUUCUUGCUCUCAACAGUUAUUUCCAUGUCUUUGAAGGUGUCACUCCUGAUUUCACUGCCAAGAUGUGGCUUGGAGAAGAUUAUUGUGGAGAACAAGUUUUCAAGGGAAGAAAUAAGGAUGAAAAUGUUCUUACUAUUCCAAUGAGACAACUUACUACCACUGAAGGUGCACAAACAUUGGCCAUCUUGAAGGAAGGUCCUGGUAGAUUGUACUAUAGAAUUGGAAUGGACUAUGCUCCUAAGAAUUUAUUAUUACCAGCUCUUGAUUAUGGAUUCCAAAUUGAGAGAAGCUAUGAGGGUGUUACUGAUCCAUCUCAUGCUCAAUUUGAUAAGGCAAGAAACUGUUGGAAAUUUAAAGCUGGUGAAUUGGUUAGAGUUAUCAUUACAUUCACUAAUACCAGUAGACGUUAUCAUGUUGCUUUGGUUGACUUUUUACCUGCUGGUUUGGAACCAAUUAAUCCUGAAUUGAAAGGUAACGCUCCUUCAGGUGAAGUUAAGAAAUCUAGAUGUUGGUGGAACUAUCCAUGGUAUGAACAUGUCAAUAGUAGAGAUGAACGUGUUGAAGCAUUCUCCAGUUUGCUCUGGGAAGGAACUCACACUUUCAAACAUUUGUGUCGUGCCACUCAAAUCGGAUCCUUCAUUAUUCCACCAACCAAAUGUGAAGAAAUGUACUCACCAGAAAUAUUUGGUCGUUCCAACACUAUCUUUGCUGAGGUUUACGAAUAAACUUUUUAUCACAGCACUUU
Naegleria gruberi is the source of this 6275-nucleotide messenger RNA. RefSeq lists its product as uncharacterized. Gene Ontology annotation, molecular function: endopeptidase inhibitor activity. The record is from RefSeq and is a predicted model, not a curated record. The coding region runs from base 1 to 6255 and encodes 2084 amino acids. The transcript has a single exon. NCBI's taxonomy places the organism in Eukaryota, Heterolobosea, Eutetramitea, Acrasida, Naegleriidae.